Messenger RNA from Pomacea canaliculata, 2092 nucleotides. Its product is annotated as apoptotic chromatin condensation inducer in the nucleus-like. The transcript has 7 exons. The coding region runs from base 4 to 1371 and encodes 455 amino acids. The record is from RefSeq and is a predicted model, not a curated record. Gene Ontology annotation, molecular function: RNA binding. Lineage: Eukaryota; Metazoa; Mollusca; Gastropoda; Architaenioglossa; Ampullariidae.
GUCAUGCGUGAUGGGGAGGAAGCUGAGGAAGAUGCCCGCAAAGUUGAAACUCGUGAUGACACAAAAGAGAAUGAUGCUGAUGCUGACAGCAAUCUGUCCGCUAAAAUGGGCAAAGUUGAGAAGCCAGACAAGCAGUCAAAAGCAAACACAGAUAAUGCUUUGAAAAAGGGCAAAUUAGAAAAGUCUAGUCCACAAAAAAAGAAGGAAGUUAUAAAGAAUGAUGUUCCAGAAAAGAUCCAAACCUUAGAGUCUAGCAAAGGAGGACGCCAUGUGAAUGCUCCUCUGGUUACACCCGAUGAACCUGAAGUCGUCGUUCGCGAACCAUCGCCUCCUCGCAGACCUGUAAACUGUGUAGUUCACGUAAUGAACCUUGUUCGACCUUUCACUUUGGGUCAGCUUAAGCAGCUGCUUGGCCGUACAGGGAAAAUAGUGGAAUCAGGCUUUUGGAUUAAUAGUAUCAAGUCACACUGCUAUGUUACAUAUGAGAAGGAAGAGGACGCCGUGAAGACUCGAGAGGCUCUUCAUGGAGCACGAUGGCCCCAGUCUAACCCCAAGUUGCUACGCGUUGACUUUGCCACACCAGAGGAGAUUGAACGAAGGCGUGCAGAAGAAGAGGGAGGGCCUGUCCCUCCACGCCCUCAGCCACCGCCGCCGCCCCAACCACCUUCACCCCCUGUCGUUCGUGAACGAGAACGAGAGCGCGAGAAGCGCCCUGUUGCUGAACCCGAAAGAAAGAGGGAGGAGAAACCAGUUCGUGAGUGGGACAGGGGCAAGAGGUCAAGGUCAUCUGAACGGGGACCUGCAGCUAGGCCCAGAUCUAGGUCACGAGACCGACCUCGUGAAAAGGAGCGGGAACGAGAGAAAGAACACAGACAUCCCGAGCAAACAAAGAGCAGAGAGCGAAAAGAGAAGAAAGCACCCCCAGUGGAGCAGCCCAAGGUAGAGGAGGAACCACCUGCGAAACUUCUGGAUGAUUUGUUUCGUAAGACAAAGGCCACUCCCUGUAUCUACUGGUUACCACUUACAGAGGAGCAGUAUCUGCAGAAAAUGCAAGCCAAGAAAGAGCGAGCAGUCCAGAGACAGAAGCGCAUGGAGCAAGAGGAAGCAGAGGAGGAAGCAGCUAGGAAAAAGACCGUUGAACAGCGUCGGAGGGAAAUUCCUCCAAGCCCAAGUAGGGAACGAGCUGAAAGAGACAGGCAACGAGAACGGGAAAAUGAGCUUAUCCGACAGCGAGAGCGUCAAAAAGAAAGAGAGCGUAGCCGAGACAAUGGCCGUGAGAGGCGGCGGCCUGGACCAGGAAACGAUAGUCGAGAAAGGGGAGGUAACCAAGAAAGGAGUUCCUCUCGAGGCCAUGAUCGCAGACGGCGAUAGAACUGUUAAGACUCUAUUCCCCAAAACUUCUAUGGUAGUUCAUUUAAGCCAAGUUUUCCUUUUCUCUAGCAUCCUGUAUUUUGGUCUUUGCUCAAAAAUAACAUUUGUUUUAUAAUUAGGUAACUGUCCCCUUAUUCUCCCCAUUUACAUGGAUACGUGUAUUCGUGAGCAUGUUUGUGUUCAUGGAGUUGUGUAAAAUGAGGAUAGUCACGGUCAAUAGUAAUUUAUAGCAAAUUAUUAUGGUUCUAGACUAAAACUUAAAGGGUUUUGUCAUGAAUCUAGUUGAAACAUGCAAGAAGUUAACAAGGGCAGCAUUUCUGAUUUCUAGAAAUUCAUCAUUUUUGCUUUCACAAGGAUGAGGUUUUUUGUUUUUUUGUAAGAAUUUUUUUAGAUUUUAGUGUCCAGAUUCAUGCAAUACUUUAUUAACCAAUCAAUUUAAAACUUUGUUGUAAGGGAGCGUCUAGUAAUACCUACAUGAUUCUUUUAAGACUUGUUGAAUUUUCCCCUCACCCUAAAAAAUAGAUUGCAUUUUAUGACCAGUACCAUAGAAAACUAAAAAUGAAUGUAUGGGAGGUGUGUGUGACACUUUUGCACAGAAUCAGCUUCUUCAGUCUUAACAUUUAUCAAUGUUAACUGCCCUGCUCGUUGGGCAUGCAGAAAGUUGUAUUUGAGAUUGAAUAUUUUGUUUUUACUUGUGUAAAUAAAAUUUGAAAGACCAUCA